Messenger RNA from Arachis duranensis, 414 nucleotides. Its product is annotated as probable proteasome inhibitor. The record is from RefSeq and is a predicted model, not a curated record. Gene Ontology annotation, molecular function: proteasome binding; endopeptidase inhibitor activity. The transcript has 3 exons. The coding region runs from base 1 to 414 and encodes 137 amino acids. Lineage: Eukaryota; Viridiplantae; Streptophyta; Magnoliopsida; Fabales; Fabaceae. Gene Ontology annotation, biological process: proteasome-mediated ubiquitin-dependent protein catabolic process.
AUGGCAUCUGUGCAAUUGUCGUUCACGCUACCUUCUUCUCUUUCGGCUACCUUCUCACCGCCACCGGCCCCCAAGCCCUCUUCGACGGCCCUCUCACAUCCCUCCACUGAGGUGUCUGUAGAGAACUGUAAUCAACUUGACCAAGAAUAUGUCUUUGUUUAUGUCAAUCCAAAAGAGGUUUCAAAUAAAGUGCUGGUAAAGUGCCUCGUCAUGAAUGAGAAGUUACUCAUUGAUGCCUUGAAGGAAGGGUUUUCUAACCCUGCACACCUUGAGAUUUGUGUUAGGGAUUAUACUAUAGCAAAUGAAAGUAGCAAUUAUUCUGAGCAGAGCGCUGUGGAGAAGACAAGAACAGAGAAACAAAGAGAAGAGAAUACAGAGCGCUGUGGGCUUCAAAAUUGGGGAUUAGGGUUUUAA